AUGGUUUCUGUAAAGUGUUUGGGUGGAAAAAGGAAACGCAAAUGGUAUGCUUAUUGUUCCUAUGUGUGUGGUAUCAACUCAUGGCAGCUAAGAAAAGUGAUUGAUGAUCACAACUGUAGUAGAGAUUUCAAUGUAAAGUUGAUGGCUUCAAAAUGGUUGAGUGAAAGGAUGGAAAAAACUGUGAGAGAAAACCCUAAUAUGAAGGUCAUGGACAUUAGGGACAAAGUCAGUAGGAAAUGGAAUGUAGGAAUUUCUAGAAAUAUGGCUUUUAGGGCAAGAACCAUUGCAAAAGAUAAUGUUGAGGGGUCAUUCAAGGAACAAUUUAGAAGAAUUUAUGAUUAUGGUCAUGAGCUUCUGAGAAAAAAUCCAGGUCCAAAAUUGAAAAUAAAAGUUGAAAAUAGCAAUGGUGAGUUAAUAUUCAAUAGAUUUUAUGCAUGCUUGAAGGCAUGCAAAGAUAGCUACAUGUGUUGUAGACCCAUUAUUGGGUUGGAUGGAUGCUUUUUGAAAGGCAAGUAUGAAGGAGAGUUACUAACAGCAAUUGGAAGAAAUGGAAACGAAAAAAUUUUGCCCAUAGCAUAUGCUGUUGUUGAUGUAGAAAACAAAGACUCGUGGACUUGGUUCUUGGAGCUUCUCAUUGAGGACCUUGGUGGGGAAGUUGUGUGUGCAACAUGCACAUUUAUUUCAGAUCAACAAAAGGGUCUUUUGCUAGCUAUUCAAGAUCUUCUACCUGAGGUAGAACAAAGAUAUUGUGUUAGACAUUUGUGUUCAAACUUCAGAAAGAAAUAUCCUUGA
Messenger RNA from Vigna radiata var. radiata (mung bean), 792 nucleotides. RefSeq lists its product as uncharacterized. Bases 1 to 792 code for a protein of 263 amino acids. The record is from RefSeq and is a predicted model, not a curated record. The transcript has 2 exons. Lineage: Eukaryota; Viridiplantae; Streptophyta; Magnoliopsida; Fabales; Fabaceae.